Pelagomonas calceolata is the source of this 1375-nucleotide messenger RNA. The record is from the annotation of a GenBank genome assembly. NCBI's taxonomy places the organism in Eukaryota, Pelagophyceae, Pelagomonadales, Pelagomonadaceae.
UGGCGUCGACGCGGCGCCGUCCAACUCGCAUCUCGAACCGCGCACACGCGCCGCCAGAGAAAUUCGACUAUAGCAGAGCUGUGCCACACGUCUCAGCGUACCAGCUGCACCCGUCCGCGGCACAAAUCACGACGUAUCAGACGUCCAGCGCAGCGCCAGCUCGAAAGUUUGCAGCAGCAACUGCAUCGCUUCGGCACCACGCGCGCGCGGCCCCGACGCGCGCCGUACAACGCCAGCGCACCCCCGUAGACGUAUAGCGUUACGGGACAGCAGCCAGACCUCUGAAAAGACAGCCGACGCGCUACCGGCCAAACGAUGGGCAAGGGCGCGCGAGCCCAACCGUUAGAAAGGCCCUGGGACUUCGUCUACCGCACGCAAGAGGAGCCGCACGCGAUAAGAAGACGAGCCAUCCUCAAGGUCCACCCGGAAAUCCAGAAAUUGUUCGGUUAUGAACCCCUCACGAAAUACCUCGUUGUGUUGACCGUGGCCCUCCAGGUCUGGGUCGCGUCGUAUGUGAAGGAGUGGCGGUGGCCCUACUACCUCGCCGCGACCUACGUGAUCGGAGCGACGGCGAACCACUCGCUGUUCCUCGCGAUCCACGAGCUCGCGCACGGCCUGGGGGCCAAGUCCUGGGCCGAGAAUCGAUUGAUAGCCAUGGUCGCGAACUGUCCCAUUACGAUAGCCUACGCGGUCACAUUUAAACCCUACCACAUGGCCCACCAUGCCCAGCAAGGUGAUGAUGGUAUUGAUACCGAUAUACCCACAUACCUCGAAGCGUGGUUGAUUUCUGGCACGGCGACCUCCUACAUAGAUCACACUCUACGAAAGUUCGUCUUCAUGUUCUGCCAGAUUUUUGGGUACGCCUUGAGGCCCAUGAUCGUGAAGCCCGACUUGGUCCCGGUCGAUCGGUGGAUAUUGCUGAACUGGGCCGUGGUCCUGGCCUUCGACGCGGUCAUACUCACGUGCUUCGGGCGGUCAGCUUUAUUAUAUUUGCUGCUGUCCACCUUCUUCGCCGGGUCGAUCCAUCCCACCGCCGGCCACUUCAUCGCGGAACAUUAUGUUUUUGAGGGCACGGCCGAGACCUACUCCUACUACGGGCCCUUGAACGCCCUGGCGUACAACGUGGGCUACCACAACGAGCACCACGACUUCCCGAGCGUGCCCUGGUCGCGGCUGCCGCUGGUGACGCAGAUCGCGCCGGAAUUUUAUAGUGACCUGCCGCAGUGCUAUAGUUGGCCGGGCACGGUCCUGCGCUACAUCUUCGACGACGCCAUCUCGCCCUUCUCGCGCGUCAAGAAGCGGCGCGACGAGAAGGCGGACUAGUUUUGCGCGUAAAUCUGUAGUAUCUAUUGCCGUUUCAACGCCCUCGCCGAGC